Messenger RNA from Ostrea edulis (European flat oyster), 1142 nucleotides. RefSeq names its product N-acetylglucosamine-1-phosphodiester alpha-N-acetylglucosaminidase-like. The record is from RefSeq and is a predicted model, not a curated record. The transcript has 6 exons. Lineage: Eukaryota; Metazoa; Mollusca; Bivalvia; Ostreida; Ostreidae. The coding region runs from base 287 to 895 and encodes 202 amino acids.
UCCUCCUAGGCACCUGAUCCCAUCUCUGGUGUGUCCAUGGGUCCGUGUUUGCCCAACUAUCUAUUUUGUAUUGCUCAUAGGAGUUAUGAGAUUGAUCACUGUUGGUUAUCUUCACCUUUCAUUUAGAAUAUUCAUACAUGUACAUUCACGUAUGCAAUCUGCAUGCGGCAACAAACAUGUUCCCAUUUAAUUAAGUACAGAAUGUACUUCAGGGUUUUAAGGAAGCAAAUGAAAACCAAUAACACGACAAAUCAAAAUCCUGGUUCAGUUGUGGAAUAGACACAAAAUGGUUGAUGCUAUUUUUGUUAUUAUGGUAUUCCAUGUUCUCAUUUCCGAAGUAAUACUAACCGAAAACCCCAGGAACGGAACUUGUGGCACGUCAGAAGACAGAUUCAAAUGCUGCACGGAUUAUAAAAGAAAUGGCAGUAGAUGUGUUCCAUGUAUAGGAUCAUUCGGACCUGGGUGCACUAAAAUAUGUCCUCCUGGGUACUAUGGAUUUGGGUGUAAGACGAAAUGUGAAUGCGAGCAGUGUGACAAACUAAAUGGAUCGUGCGUAGCCAAUAAUACUACACAAAUGCAGUCUAACGGCAAGGGGUCAUCGGGAAGCUGGUUGCCGGUAAUAUUUGGUGUGGUGAUAAGCACUGGAUCGAUGGCUGGUGUGUUGGCUAUAUUAUAUAAUAUACGAAGAAGGUCAGAUGUACGAUUCACAAUGGAACCACAAACAAUUGAAGACGUCAACGAAGAUGAAUUGCCCUAUGAUGUCGUCCGAGAAUCACGAAUGAUAAUGGACGAAAUCGUCGGCCUGCCUAGAAGUUCCAACGACACAUCAAGCGAGGCGUCUGAUAUUUACAGCCGUUGUACAAAAGCAAAUGUUGUUCUGUAUAAAACCCCAUAACUAUUACCCGUAAAUGAGAUAAAAAGUGAUGCUCAAGUUAAAAACAUUUUUGUUACAAUAAAAUUUUAUAGGGCGACUUUGGUUCGUACCCGUGUUAAUAUUAAAUUUUCAAGAGUUAAAACUUUAUCCAUUUGGUUUCAACUCGGGUAGCCCGAGUUCGUACUCUGGUACGAACCGAGCCCAUGGUGUUUACACGAAAUAAGUAUGUUUUUAUUUAUACUAUAUAUAUAUAUAUAUAUAUAUAUAU